Molecule: messenger RNA, 984 nt
Organism: Saxophila tyrrhenica
Lineage: Eukaryota; Fungi; Ascomycota; Dothideomycetes; Mycosphaerellales; Extremaceae
Exons: 1
Coding region: 1-984 (327 amino acids)
Source: RefSeq, a predicted model, not a curated record
AUGCCACAAAUGUCAGAGAAAGACCACGAAGACCUAGAGUCCGGUCGCUUCCAUUUCAGACGAGGCGAAUCAGCGGACGCGAAGCGCGAACAAAUCCGCAAACAGGAGGAAGAGCAAGACCGACUCGCGAGCGAGUUCUCAGAGCACCACCGACGCUAUGGACGAUCGGAGCUCAAGGUCUUCCAGACCCUCGUGGGCAUCCAUUUCACCAAGUACGGUGGCGGUGGACUCGUCGAUCGCCAAAAGCCACCAGCAAGUGUCUGGCGCGACAUCCUUCGGCCGUCCAAAGCAGCGGAGGAGCGCUUCCGCAACCGGGGACUUUACGAUCGCGCUCUGAGCCAGGAUAUGAAGAAUCGCGUGAUGUAUUCGGUCUCGAAUUACCUCAUCGUGAGCUUGUACUUGCUUCAGAUUCUGGUCGCCGCGACCCUUACCGCUCUCGCGGCAGGCGAGCGUUCUUCCAACACUGCCCUCACAGUGCUGGGCGCGAUCAACACCGUAGUUGCAGGAGUCCUCGCAUGGCUCACUGGACAAGGCAUGCCUGUCCGCUUCAGGAGGGCUCGAGACCAGUACCGAGAAGUCGUCAAGGCCAUCGAGGCUUCCGAGCGAGUAUUUGCGACCAUUGAUUUCCUCGAAUGGGGAGAAGGAGAGCGACCGCAUCCAAUUCAGGAGCGGGACCGGCUGGAGAGGCUGUACGAGGAGGCGAGGGAGGACCAGGUCGCCAACUACCCGCAUGCGCAGAACGGUCCGAGCCAGAACCAGGCACAAGCGAAAGCCGUCGAGCUGGAGGAUAAGGUCGCCAAGCACAAGGAGCAAAAGAAGGAGUACAAGAAGGAGCUCAAGGCUCUGCAAAAGGAGCUAGAUGGCGUUCGGCGGGGCGUUGUCGAUAAGGUCGAAGAUGCCUUUGCAGAAGGCAGCGAUGCUGUCAGAGGGAGCGUCGCGAGCACGGCAGUCGGUUACUCAGGUAAUGGGAAAGCUCACAUGUAG